CCACAGGUCAUCAGCUCCUACCUUCCAACACGGCUACACCGACGCGUAGGCACGCACGGACGCCGCUCCCAUCACUGCCCAGCUUGCCAAUCGCCAUACCCGCUCUCCCUCCGCUACAGUGCUCCUCCUCCUCCCCUUGCCACUUGAGUAGGAGUACAUGACCGACCAACCCCCCAGCCCAGGAUCUCCUUCCUCCCUUCCGAUCAGCUCCAUUCCAUGGCCGCUAUAAGUAGCAGCUGCAGCUAAUCAGUCAGCAACUAGGCACCAAACCAUCACUUCACUCCCACCCCCCCCCCCCCCCCCCCCACGCCUCUCGAUCCUCCCCGUCCACCACGCACGUACCAUCACCACACCUAGCUACCGCCCGCGUCGUCCCCGGCCAUGGCCGCCGAGAAGCCGCCUCUGCCACCCAAGCCGAAGCCGGCCCUGCCGCCCAGGCCGAGGCCGCCGCCUAACGCGGCGGCGAGGCCCGCGCCGCCGGCCCCCGCCAAUGGCUUCACCAGGCCCUCGCCGCCUUUCAAGAAGCCAGCUCUCGCGCCGCCGCCGCCGCCGCAGGUGCUCCCGCUCAAGCCCCCGCCGGCGCGCCAGUACCACCUCCACCACCAGCACCCGCCGCCCCCCGGCGGCGCGCGGAAGCCGGCGGCGCGGUACCGCCAGCAGCAGCACCGCCGCGGCGGCGGCGGGUGCUCGUGCCGCCGCGCGUGCUGCGUCGCCGCGGGGGUCGCCGUCCUCGCGCUCUGCCUGUCCCUCGCCGCGGCGUGCCUCGCGUACCUCUACUACCGCCCGCGGCCGCCGUCGUUCCACCUGCAGCCGCUGGACCCCGUGCGGCUCCGCCUCCUCGGCAACUCCUCGGCGGCGGCGCCCGCCCUGGACGCCACCGUGGGCGCCCGCGCCGUGUCGUGGAACCCCAACGAGCGCGUCGCGUUCCGGUACGGCGGCGGCGAGGGCCGCGUCGCGCUGGCCGACGGCGACGGCGACGUCGCGCUCGGGUGGGCGCCCGUCGCCGGGUUCGAGCACGCGCCGCGGAGCGCCGCCGCCGUGGCGUUCGUGGCGGCCGCCAGGGGCGUGGUCGUCGACGAGGCCGUCGCGGCGCGGGUGCGCGACCGGUACCGGCGGCGGCAGCAGGGGUUCAGGGUGGUGGUGGACACCCGCGUCGGCGUCCGCGUCGGGGCGCUGCGCACCGGCAUGGUGCCGGUCAGGCUGGCCUGCGACGGCGGCGUGAUGGCGCCGCGCGGCGGCGGGACCGCGGCGGGGCCCCUGAGCAGAUGCCAGGUGUAUCUGUUCAGAGUGAGAUGGUUUAGCUUGAAUUGAAGGCGCGUCCGGGGCAUCAGGGCUGCUAGCUGCUUAGAGACCACAUCAGGCUGCUACCGAAGGCGCUGAAGCUGCAGACGCCGUGAAUUAUCUGCGUGCUUUACCGACAAGAUUGGUUUGCUCCCAGCUUGAUUGGUCCUGAAUACAUGUUUGGAUGGCCUGAAGCAUUUAGUCAGAGCUAAAGAAGCCAAGUUUGUAACUGUAUAAUACACUCCCAGCUCCCAAUUCUUUUGAUUGUGUGGUGUAUACAAAGCAGGAAUGAAAUGGACGACGGGUGUGUGUUCUUCUCA
Molecule: messenger RNA, 1601 nt
Organism: Panicum virgatum (switchgrass)
Lineage: Eukaryota; Viridiplantae; Streptophyta; Magnoliopsida; Poales; Poaceae
Exons: 2
Coding region: 382-1311 (309 amino acids)
Cellular component (GO): plasma membrane
Source: RefSeq, a predicted model, not a curated record